UCCAAGUUGGCGAUUCUCAACUUUCUCUCUCUUAAACAGUAGAUUAUGAGAGAGAAGCUUCUCUCCCCUUCCAUUUCCCUCUCGAUUCUUUCGCCUUUGCUUUCGAUCCUUUGCUAGAGAACCUUAUUCUCUCUCCCUCUCUCCCUCUCUCCCUCUCUCUUUGUUUUUCCCUUCAAAUUCGCUUCGUUUUUUAUUUCCAAUUUCAUUUUCUUCCUAACCGCCUGGUACGAACACUAUUCCUUCACCCUCUCUCUCUCUCGUCUUUCAUUUUAGUUUCCGCUUCUUUUUUUUUUUUUUAUUGUUGUUGCCCAAUUUUCGAAUCGUGUAUGUAGCAUUCGAUCAUUCUUAAAAUUUGCUAACCCGUGGGUUUUUUUUAAAAUUAUUUUUAACUGACAAUUGAGGAAAGGAUACCUCGUUGGAUGUGCUUUGUUGCUCCGAAGUUGAAAGUUUCAAUCUUUCUCCCAUUUUCGUUAGUUUUCUCGGCUUUCAAACAGAUGGGCAUUUUUUGUUUUAUCCCUAUUUUUACUGCUUAAUUUUUUUUGGAUUAAAAAAAUAUAUGGAUUAGGUGGGAUGAUUGGAUCUAAGAUGGAUGCGUAUAGUUUUGCUGCAUGUGCUUCUUAUCUUAACUCCAUGUUCUGAUUAAUAUUAUAUUAAUGUUACUUUGGUAGUUGUCUUUGCUAGCUGUUGCCUCUCACCACGUUACUUCCUUGUGACCGACUUAUAUGAAUCUCUUACUUUGUUUGCUUUCUUGCUGUUCAAUUAUUUAUUGCCAGAUGCACUUUGGUCUCUCAAACUAAAUUGUUGGAUUCAUUACUCCAAUUGCGAGUUGGUUCUGUUGGAAUAUUGGAAAUGGCAAAAGGUAGCAGGGGACGACAUAGGAUUGCUUCUCGUCAGUACAGAUUGACUCCGUACCCUCUGGCUUCUUGCAAGAGGGAUAUUUGUGAGGAUAUGUGCCAAAAGAAAUGUUCUAAAGGUUUGGAUAAGAAAGAGUGGGAAGAUGUGACGUGUUCUGUGUGCAUGGAAUAUCCACACAAUGCUGUUCUUCUUCUUUGUUCUUCUCAUGACAAGGGUUGUCGUCCCUACAUGUGUGGAACUAGCUUCCGACAUUCCAACUGCCUUGAUCAGUACAAGAAAGCUUACACUAAAGUAAUUUCAUCUAGCAGACAACCCAUGCAAGGCUCGAUCAAUACUCCAGGUGUGCUACAAGAUUCGAACUUGCCUCUUGAGAAGAGUGAAGUCACAGAGCUUGCAUGCCCCUUAUGCAGGGGUCAGGUGAAAGGUUGGACUGUUGUGGAACCUGUUCGGGACUACCUGAAUGCAAAGAAAAGAAGCUGCAUGCAGGAUGACUGCUCGUAUGUUGGCAACUAUAAAGAGUUGAAGAAGCAUGUGAAAGCAGAGCAUCCCUUGGCACGCCCACGGAUGGUAGAUCCUGCUCAUGAACAAAAAUGGAGAUGGCUUGAGUGGGAGCGUGAACGGGAAGAUGUUAUCAGCACAGUAACAUCAACAAUGCCUGGGGCAGUGGUUUUUGGAGAUUAUGUUAUAGAAGGUCACCAUAAUAAUGACUUUGAUACAGAUGAAGAGGAGGGUGCCGAUAAUGCAGAAAGAAAUGGAAGAUUUCAGAUGGGUAUAGAGGCGAUGAAUUUCUUCCUCCUGUUGCAUGCAGUUCGACAAGGGAAUGACCUUAACAACCUUGGUAGGCGGCUGAGGCCAGAGCUGAUUCCCAACAGGGUAGCAAGUCAGAAUGUGGCUGGAGAGAUGGAUAUCUCAGAUGAAGACGAUGAUAAUAGCAGGUACAAUGAAGGUAAUGAUGAUGGGGUAUCUUUGGUUAGCCGUCUCCACCGCCAUGGUGGUGGCAGAGUAUUAUUGGGCCGAUCUGGCAGGAGGCGUAGACGUAGAGAAGCACAUGCAAGGAUCGGAGAUAGUUGAAGAUUGUGUAUGAAACAGGAGGUUGGAAAAGGACAAGUUUCUUAGGUAUAUAUCAGAUUAGAAAAUUUAGCACCAUACAGUGGUGGCUUAAUAACAUUUGAAGGGUUUUCUUCCCCCAAAACAGGAAAAUCAAAAGCUGGGCAUUUUUAUUUUUCAAUCAUGUUGUAUUUUCUUUUACAUGUACAUUCCUACCUUCCUCCUAUUACAUUUGCACAUUCCAAUGUGAAUUCACUCAUGUAUACAUUUGAUUUUAUGAAAUCUUUGACAAAAUGUUG
Abrus precatorius (Indian licorice) is the source of this 2201-nucleotide messenger RNA. RefSeq lists its product as uncharacterized. The transcript is spliced from 2 exons. Bases 850 to 1926 code for a protein of 358 amino acids. Lineage: Eukaryota; Viridiplantae; Streptophyta; Magnoliopsida; Fabales; Fabaceae. The record is from RefSeq and is a predicted model, not a curated record.